AUGGCUCAAUUUACCGACCCUUCCGUCAUCGAGGACAAUAUCUCCGCCAUCGCGAACGUCCGUCUUCCAGCGUUCUGGAAACAUUCGCCAGCUCAUUGGUUCUUGCACGCAGACGCCAUCUUUGCCUCACACCGCGUGUCGGCUAACAUGUCCAAGGUCAAUUUUUUGCUCUCCGCGCUCGACGAGGAAGGAAUUCGAGCAAUUGCGGAUAUUAUGGGACCCACUGUCCUAUACGAGUCGCUCCAGGCUCGACUGGUGGACGUCUUUGUCGACAUGCGCUCGUCACGCAUCCGCACCCUUAUCCAGCCCGGCGGGCUCGGCGACCGACGUCCGUCUCAGAUGCUCCGCGAGAUGCGGGAAUCUGUAGCGGGCGGUCUCAGUGAGCAGUUGCUCACUGAUCUCUGGCUCCAGAAGCUUCCGGCGAACGUCCACGCGGUCAUCGCGGGCCUCGAUGGUCCGCCCGAUAUGCUCGCGUUACGAGCUGACCGGGUUUUGGAGGCCUGUUCGUCACGGAUCGACACCGCGUCCUCAUCCGCCACUACCUCUUCUCCCGACCGUUUGGAUAGGCUCGAGGAUGGUCUCGAGACACUUACGCGUCAUUUCGGCCGAUUCCUUCGUCGCCUCGUCCGUCCGAGCACUCGCAGGCACGUCCGCCUAGCCCGCACGCCCGUUCCGUUCCCUCCGCGGGUGUUCCGUGCUAUUAUCACGCGCGUUACGGUAGCACUGCGAAGUGCCGUCCGCCGUGUAGCGAGAAGUCUGCUCUCGCGCGUCGCCCAGCGCGACACUCCUCGCAUUCGUCCACCGCGUCGGAAAAUCUGA
Cinara cedri is the source of this 819-nucleotide messenger RNA. The record is from the annotation of a GenBank genome assembly. NCBI's taxonomy places the organism in Eukaryota, Metazoa, Arthropoda, Insecta, Hemiptera, Aphididae.